GCUGGAACCUAAUUUGACGGCUGAACCCAAUAGCUUUCCCUCAAUUGCGCGUGUGCCACCACCAAAGAAAGCCUCGCGCGCGGCAUUGUUAAAGAACUCCUUCAUCGUCUCUGAAGAAAGCCCUUUGCUUCCCAUCGUUCUCCAAAGCCCUUUUGUUUUUCAGAUUCUGAUUCUGCAAGAACGUUAAUCGUAAGCACCCAGAAUCUUCUCAGUUCGUGAAAAGCAUCAUCAUCGAAAACCCUAACUCCGGCAGGGUUUCAUAGUGAUAAUUUAAUAAAGGUUGCAGUUUUGCAACUUCUCACGAUGGCAAAGAGAUCCCAAUCCUCAUGAUUUGAUAACAUUACCUUUACUUGUGGGUGCAGUUCUUGUAAAUCCUUUUUCUCCCAGCAACUGGCCAUUUUUAAGGAAGCAAAACUUGCUAGGUAAUCUGUUUGUUUGACAUAAAUGUAAAAAGCAAAAUGUUUAACUUAAAAUAUAAUAUGCCUUUUAAUUUUGUAGUAUGUCGAUUUUUAAACUGGUGUGAUAUUUAGCAAUUGGUUGCUAUAUUAAGGAUAUUUAUAACUACUUUCCAGGCAUGUUACAUGUAUAAACGUAUGGGAUUUGUAUUAUUUAAUACACGCAGCUUUCUAUUCGUUUUAUCUGAUUAUCUCCUUAUAUGUCAAAAUAUUUGUGGCACUAAAACUUACAAAGCAAGUAUACAUUCAUAUGAUUCUUUUAUGAUAUUGAAGAUGUUUAUGCUUAUGAGACAAAGAAUCUACUGAUAUUGUCACAGCAAGCUCUCAAGUAAGUUUACCUUCAAGGGUCCUUUUAAAGAUUGCCUAGUUUCAUGGACUAAUUGGCUUAUGUAUGUUAUUUUGUGUCAUGCUCUUGUAGAACCACGUACUUCCUUGAAUCUUGCAACUUGUAACUUUGAUUUGUUUUAAUUGGGUUCCAUUUUUCUCUCCCAUUUUUCUAAAUUAGUACUGUUAGUAUUUUCUUGAUGAUGUUUGCUCAAUGGCUUGAACAAGAGAGUAAUGUAGUUGCUUUUUUUCCCCUGAUAUUCAUAUAAUGGAUUCAUUGAUCUUCUCUAUAAUGAUUUGGCUGCAGAUUCUUAAUUUAGAUGUUUGGAAAAUAUGUAUAUUAAUCUAAGUAACAUACAUAAAUGUAUAUUAAUAAAAUAUGUAUUAAAUACAAGUUUAUAUUAUCUAGAUAAAUCUUUGAUUAUAAUUAAAAAACAAGACCAAUAAUAUCUUAAGAAAUGUAUAUAAGUUUUAUCUUAGUUAAAAAUUAAAAGCUAAAAUAAACUAACAAAAUAACUCAAAAAUGUAAACAUUUAAAGUGAUAUAUUUAUAUGACUUUUAUAUUGUGUUUGAUUGGAACAAAAUAAAAGUGAUAAAAUGAUUUUUAUAGUUUCAUUAGAUUUUUAGGAAGGGAGGAAAAUAGAUGGAAAUAAAAUUAUUUUUCAUCUAAUUUUAACUUUCAUCUAAUAUUAUCGAAAUUUGAAGUGAAAGAGUCUUAAGAAAUUUUUAAUAUAAUUUUUAAAUUAUUUUUAUUUAUAUUUUUAAAUUAAAUUUAUAAAGAUAUAAAAUAGGAACGGGCCGUUAUGGAUUUGGAACGGUCCGUUCUGCACUACAUGGAAUCUGAUGCUCCCACUAUAAAUACACCCUCUACCCUUCAUUCUCUUCAUUCAGCUUCAACACUGCACCGAUUGACCCUGAGAAUGGAAUACGUUAGCCCAGAAGGACUUCGCUUGGAUGGUCGCCGACCCAUGGAGAUGCGACAAAUCCGUGCAGAGAUUGGUGCCGUAUCCAAAGCAGAUGGUUCUGCCAUUUUUGAGAUGGGUAAUACAAAAGUUAUUGCUGCUGUUUAUGGCCCUAGAGAGGUGCAAAAUAGGAGCCAACAAAUUAGUAGCCAUGCUCUGGUUCGGUGUGAGUACAGCAUGGCUAAUUUUAGCUCUGGAGAUCGCAUGAGGAAACCUAAGGGUGACAGGAGAUCAACUGAAAUUUCUCUGGUUAUUCGCCAAACCAUGGAAGCGUGUAUAUUGACACAUUUAUUGCCGCGUUCCCAGAUAGAUAUUUAUGUUCAAGUUCUCCAAGCAGAUGGAGGAACUAGAUCUGCUUGUAUAAAUGCUGCAACUUUGGCCCUUGCCGAUGCUGGGAUCCCUAUGCGUGAUCUUGUAACUUCCUGUAGUGCUGGAUACCUUAAUAGCACCCCUCUGCUCGAUAUAUAUAUCUUUUACUUGAAACUUUAACUGGCUAAAUCCAAGGGUGAUUUGAACUUCAUAGAAGAUAGUGCUGGAGGUCCUGAUGUAACUCUAGGAAUUCUGCCGAAGCUGGAUAAAGUGACACUUCUCCAGAUGGAUUCUAAACUACCAAUUGACCUUUUGGAAAAUGUAAUGCAACUGGCAAUUGAAGGCUGCAAAGCAAUAGCAAACUACAUUAGAGAAAUUUUACUGGAGAACACAAAUCAACUCGAGUAUCGACGAGGUGUAUAGUUUUGUAGCAAAAGUAUUGUUUCUUAUUUGCUUCCAUUUAAUGCUUUCUAUUUAUUUCCUAUUUUACUGGAAACAUUUAUUUUGGUAUACGGUGCUGACUAAAACGUAAAUUGUAGUCUGUAGGAUUGGUUUCUCAUUUCUUCCAACUUGCCUUGUCGACUGAAGUAGCAAAUUUAUAAAUUAUUUUGAGUUCA
Molecule: messenger RNA, 2667 nt
Organism: Cajanus cajan (pigeon pea)
Lineage: Eukaryota; Viridiplantae; Streptophyta; Magnoliopsida; Fabales; Fabaceae
Source: RefSeq, a predicted model, not a curated record